Molecule: messenger RNA, 4341 nt
Organism: Fusarium subglutinans
Lineage: Eukaryota; Fungi; Ascomycota; Sordariomycetes; Hypocreales; Nectriaceae
Product: ankyrin repeat domain protein
Exons: 5
Coding region: 1-4341 (1446 amino acids)
Molecular function (GO): protein binding
Source: RefSeq, a predicted model, not a curated record
AUGGAGCCAGUCGGACUCGCUGUCGGCCUUGUCGGCCUUUUCAGCACCUGUAUGGACGUUAUGCAGCGGGUUGACUCGUACAGAACAGCUGGUCGCGACUCGCGACAGCUCGACGCUCAACUCAAUGCGACCAUGCAUCUCUUCGAGCGAUGGGGUGACGGUGUCGGCAUCAGUAAGGGCAAGCUCUCGGACAACCAUCAUCCAGAUCUUGAUAACCCACGCACGUAUGCAGUCAUCAAAGGUCUACUGAAUAGCAUCAAGGAUUUCUCAGCAACCUCGAAUGAUCCUCCAAGUCCGGGGGGGCUUCAGAAGACUACAUCAUUCCCAACCUCGGGAGACAUAACUUCACAUGUGCCCAAGAUCUCAAAGUGGCAGAAGACAGCAUGGGCGCUGCACGGAAAGCUGAAACAGACAAGCCAUGUCCAAGCACUUGCGGGUCUCGUGUCAGAUCUCUAUAGUGUUGUUCCCCCCAACACCAAGGCCUCAAUUGCCUUGACGCGAAGCCCAAGCCUCAAGGACUUAUCUAUCAGCACAACCCCGCAGCCAUAUGCUGAGGAGAUUCGAGAACUACUACAAAAGAUCGAGGAGGAGAUGGAAGAUGAUAAAAUACGCGAUUUGCAUUUAUGGCUUGGGGCCCCGCCACCAAGCGAUGUGUUCAGUGACUCAAAUGAUAAGCGCGUUGAAGAAACAUGUGAAUGGAUUCUCCAUCGCGAUGAGUUUCUAGAGUGGCAGAAGCCCUCCUCCUCAAGCAAACUACUCUGGAUCAGAGGCCCAGCUGGGUUCGGGAAAACGGUCCUUUGCGCCAGAAUUGUUCAAGAGUUUGAAAGGACAGCACAGGAGCCCGUCGCGUUCUUCUUCUUAUCGUCAAGAUACGAUGGCCACGACGAUCCUUUCUCAGCCAUCCGAGCAUGGCUGACUAUGAUGAUACAACGCAGCCCGGGGGCUCGAGACAUCGUGAAAAAGACCCGGCAAACACAGCACGAGCCACUGGCGAGCCAGGCAACCAUACUACAAGCUUUUCGCGAGGUUAUGGUAGGCGUUCCGGGCUGCAUUCUUAUUAUGGAUGGUUUGGAUGAGUGCGCAGGCAUGUCAAGUGCAGAUACAAAAUCUGUCCCGUGUUUCCUCCAGGAAUUACACAAAGCUACUUCCAACACUGAAACCAAGAUUCUCAUCUCAAGUCGUGGCGAUCCCCUUAUCCAACAAGGUCUUUCAGACUUCACUGGAUGCAGUGAAUACACCAUCACUCCAGACGACGUUGGCCCAGACCUAAUGGCAUAUUCAUCUGAACUUGUCAAAGCAAAGUUACCAAACAAGGACGAACCAACACGAGAGUCGAUUGCACGAAAGAUGGCAUACAGAAGCAACGGUCAGUUCCAGUGGGUUAAGCUCCAAGAAGGAUCUCUGAGAAAGGGACGGAGCAGAAAGCAACUCGAACGAGAGAUUGAUGAGACUCCGUCUGGUCUUGACAGUCUCUACGACCGGGAAUGGACCAGAAUCAACUCGAUGGCGGACUCAGAUAAAGAUCGAGCUCUUUCAUUGCUACGAUGGACUGCGUUCGCAUUCAGACCGUUGACAGUGUUCGAGAUUACGGAAGCCGUCCUCAUAACAGAUGACAUAGAUGAGUUGCCUCUGGAUGAGAUGCCAGAUUGUGUCGAUCAGGACUAUGUCGAUAGUAUGAUCCUGGAGCUUUGCGGAUCACUGAUUGAAGUCCGGCGCGUCUCAUCGUCUGAGAGUACCAAAAGCCCCGAACGUAUCCAUGUAUCAGAAGAGUAUUCUGUUGGCUUACAAGAGGUUCACUUGUCACACUUCUCUGUCAAAGAAUACCUCCUCCUCAAGACCUUUCCCGGCACCAAUACGUUGCUCUCAAAUGAGAAACUUCGCGUUACUAACGAAGAUCUCCACAACAGUACUCUUGCAAAACAUUGUCUUCGUUUCAUAAACUUGCGGGGAGCUUUUGAAAGCGUAAAGAUGAACAACAAUGGAAGAUCAGGAAAACACUUCGUGUUCUAUGCUAUGCAUUACGGGUUUCAUCAUUGCCGAGACGUCAAGAGUAUUGAUCCGGAGUUACAACAGGCAGGCAUUGCUCUUCUCAAUAGUCGAAACCAGAACUGGCCCUUUGUGAAAGAGUUCAUGAAGACCGAGCUGAUAGGUGAUGAUGACCCUGAUUUUCAAGACAGUUCAAUAAGCCCAUUUGUACUUGCAGUCUUCGGUGGACUCACAGACGCUAUGGCGCACCUCAUACGAGAAGGGAGCCUAGACAUGAAUGAUCGUUCAUUUGGCAAUUCGACUCCGUUGUUCUUGGCUUGCGCUUCCAGUCGUAAGGACAUUGUUGAAUUGCUCAUCGACAAUGGUGCAGACAUCAAUGUAAGAUGCUACGAAGGCCAGACCGCUCUACAUGUUAGCGCAGACAAUGGGGAUGAUGGAGCGAUAGGACUCCUUCUAUCAAAAGGCGCUGACGUCUCAGUGGUCGAUGAUGAUGGAAGAACAGCAUUCGAUGUAGCUUUGGCAGCUGGCAAUACCGAGGCAGCCCGACUACUUGUAGAUGGGGGAGCUGAUAUUCACAAAGAGACGGCAGAUGGGGACACCCCACUUUCUAUGGCUUCAUGCUACGGAAACGUCGACUUGGUCAAAAUUCUCAUUGAGAGAGGUGCUGAUGUAAACCAGGUAGUGCUAAACGGAAAGUCAUCUCUUCUGCACGCUGUCGAAAACGACCACUCGGAAAUCGUCGGAUUACUUAUAGAUAAAGGUGCAAAGCCCACUAGUGUUAGAGUGGAUGGCCGCAUCUUCUCAUUACUCGAUGUAGCCGCUGGUCACGGGCAUGUCAACACAUUUAAAGCUCUUGUCAGCAAGGGUGCCGCACUAACAAACCCUCAACCAUUGUUUCUAGCUACAACUUAUGGUCAUUACCAUGGAUUCAUACAAGGAUUUUACGGCGAAUUUUAUCUCACAUCAUCUUACUUCCCUUAUUCAAGCUAUCAUAAGAUACUGGAACUGCUGCUUCAAAGCGGUACCCAGGUAAACACCUGCGACGAAGACGGAGAUUCGCCACUCUAUGUGGCUUCAUUUAUCGGCUUGACAGACAUAGUGGAGAUUCUAAUCAAGAAUGGUGCUGACGUGGAUAUUAAAUCAGCUUCUGGAGAAACGCCACUUCAUUGUUGUUCAAGGAUGGGGCAUCUUGCGGUAACGCAGCUUCUUCUCCAAAAUGGAGCUGAUAUCGCCUCUAAAGACAAUUUUGGUCGAACAACUUUGCAUAAUGCCUGCAAGUCGGGAAAUAUGGAUAUCGCCAGACUUAUUACAGACACAAUGGGGCCGAUCGAUGAGCCUGACCUCUGGGGUUCGACGCCUUUGUCCAUCGCAGCAAGAUUUGGCCGCGUUGAGAUCGUUAGGUGGCUUAUCGGCGCGUGUGCUGUAGAUGUCAAGUCGAGGGAUAAGUUCGCUAAAAACAUGAAGCUAAUUUCAUCCCUUCUAACCACUUUGCUUGCCGGUAGCAUGGUGAGCGCCAAGUACACCACCGAAAUCCCCGACGACGCGGUCUGGGUCACCAGCUGGGACGAGUUGCAUGCUGCCCCUCGAUUUGGAGGAGUUCUCCUCCCCAAGUACGGCGGCUUCGUCAUUGAAGUUGAUGAGAAAAUUGUCUUGGCUACGGAUGAACAGAUGAGUAAAGAGGUGCUCGACUUGCUCACACAUUUGGAGGAAAACGACCCGCAGCCUGAGGGCGAGCAGACUACUCCCAACAAGAGAGAUAUGGAAGUCCGAGGUUAUGGAAAUAGAUGUUCUCAUCCUCCUUGCUUUGGUCCGGGACUUUGCUCUCAGUACUCUCAUUGCCAUUCCAUGUCUCAACCCAACACCGAGGUUCACGAAUCAACCAAUACUGAAGCAACAUGCUGCAGUAGCGAAGAUGGCAUCGCCUACAAAGACCUCUCACCCGAUCAAAAAGAAAUAAGCGACAUUCUACGCAACAUGGAUCGCGAUCCUGAUCUACUGGGUCUCGCAGACCUCGGCAAAGACGGAGUUUUCCGCUUCCUCGACGCUGAUCGUAACAUUCACUACGCCGUUCCUCUGCGACCUGCACUCAUCAAAGCCCUCAUUGAUCGUCUCCCUUAUGACCCAGAAGUCGAGAAGUUCUGGCGGGGAGUCGAUGGGACACAAGUGCUUGAAGAGCAGUGGUAUAAUCCGCCAGAAGGGAUAUUACCUCCGCCGUUGACAGAAGAGGAGAGAAAGGAGGAACGGGAGAUUAUGGAGAAGAACAGAGACAAGAUUGAUAAGAUUCAGGAGGAUCUAAGGAAUGGAAUCCAUCGCGAACGGCUUGUGUUUAUAGAAUCGGAUAAUAAGCUUGAGUAG